This is a messenger RNA of Oryza brachyantha (malo sina), 3478 nucleotides long. Its product is annotated as kinesin-like protein KIN-5B. Gene Ontology annotation, molecular function: ATP binding; microtubule binding; plus-end-directed microtubule motor activity. Gene Ontology annotation, biological process: microtubule-based movement. The transcript has 23 exons. Lineage: Eukaryota; Viridiplantae; Streptophyta; Magnoliopsida; Poales; Poaceae. The record is from RefSeq and is a predicted model, not a curated record. The coding region runs from base 1 to 3204 and encodes 1067 amino acids.
AUGGCGCAGACGCCGAACCCUGCCCGGAGGUCGUGGGUGGGGCCGGCGCCGCUCCCCUUCCUGACGCCGCGGCCGGAGCGGCGGCAGCUGGAGCUGCGGUGGGCGGACGGGGGCUCGCAGAGCUCUGUGCGCCGCAGCGGAGUCGGGUUAACCGGAGGAGGCGGUGGCGGGAGCGGGAGCGGGAGCGAGAAGGACCGCGAGGCGAACGUGCAGGUUGUGCUCCGGUGCAGGCCACUAAGCGAGGAGGAGCGGAAAGCGAAUGUGCAGAGUGCCAUCUCUUGCAAUGACUUGAAGAAGGAGGUCACUGUGAUGCACAGCCUAUUCAAGCAAGCAGACAAGACGUUCUCCUUUGAUAAGGUUUUUGGACCAAAAGCUCAGCAAAGGGCAAUAUAUGAUCAUGCUGUUGCACCGAUAGUUAACGAUGUCCUUGAGGGCUACAAUUGUACUGUAUUUGCCUUUGGGCAAACUGGAACUGGGAAAACAUAUACGAUGGAGGGAGAGAUGAAGCAGAAGGCUGGUGAACUGCCAGCCACUGCUGGUGUCAUCCCAAGAGCAGUGCGCCAUAUCUUUGAUAUUUUGGAAGCACGAAAGGCUGAUUAUAGCAUGAAGGUGACCUUCUUGGAGCUCUAUAACGAAGAUAUCACAGAUCUGUUGGCCUUAGAGGACCAGAGCAGAUUUCCUGAAGAUAGACAAAAGAGGGCUAUAUCUCUUAUGGAAGAUGGUAAAGGUGGCGCGGUAAUCAGAGGCCUUGAAGAAGUCAUCGUGUACAGUCCUAGUGAGAUAUACAAUCUUCUAGAACAUGGGUCAGCUAGGAGGCGUACUGCUGACACUGCGCUUAAUAAGCAAAGCAGCCGAUCACAUUCUGUCUUUUCUAUAUACAUCCAUGUCAAAGAACAAACAGUAGGGAAUCAGGAACUCAUGAAGUGUGGGAGAUUGAACCUUGUAGACUUGGCAGGAUCAGAGAAUAUUGCUCGGUCAGGUGCAAGAGAGGGUAGAGCAAGAGAAGCAGGAGAGAUGAAUAAGAGCUUAUUAACCCUGGGUCGUGUUAUUACUGCACUUGUGGAGCAUUCAGUUCAUGUGCCAUACAGGGACAGUAAGCUCACCAGACUGCUAAGGGAAUCUUUAGGUGGAAAAGCCAAAACAUGCAUAAUAGCAACGGUUUCUCCCUCUAUCCACUGCCUAGAAGAAACUGUAGUUACACUGGAUUAUGCUUAUCGUGCGAAAAGCAUAAGAAACAAGCCAGAGGCAAACCAAAAAGUUUGCAAAUCUGUUAUGCUCAAGGACAUCUACCAGGAAAUGGAAAAAAUGAAACAAGAUGUAAAAGCUGCAAGGGAAAAGAAUGGAAUUUAUAUUCCUCAUGAAAGGUUUGCUCUUGAGGAGGCAGAAAAAAAGACAAUGAAGGAUAAAAUAGAAUCUUUGGAGCUCAGCAUAGAAGACCACAGAAAAGAGGUUGAUAAAUUCAAACGUUUAUACCUAGCAGAGCAGGAACACAGAUUGGAUUUGGAAAGUCGGAAUAAAGAGUUGAAGAUGAAUAUUGAAAGUUGCAAGAAGGAAUUUCUUGAUCUUGAAGAGGCUCAUUCUAGGGCUAACAUUUCACUCAAGGAAAAGGACUUCAUAAUAUCAAAUUUACUCUGUGCUGAACACUCAAUUGUUGAACAUGCAAAGGAUAUACGUGGUGCCUUGGAGAAUGCAUCUGGAGAUAUCUCUUCUCUUGUAGAUAAACUUGGAAGGCAAUCCAACACUGAAGCUGAAAAUGAAGGGCUGCUAUUUCAUUUCCGGUCUCAAUUGGACCUCAGUCUUGAGCUUCUGCGUAAUACAGUUGUUGGAUCUGUCUGUGAGCAACGUCAGUUUUUGGAGUCUAUGAAUGAACAGAACAAAAUAUACUUUUCAGCAAAAUCUGAGUCAACUAUCCAUUUGGAGAGAAGAAUAGCAAAAGCCAAAGAUAUAUAUGCCUCUGGUGUUCAGUGCAUGAAUGAGCUUGCUAAUAUUCUACAUCAGCGUUCCAUUGUACACUCUGAGAAGAUGGGUCUGAACAUAUUGUCUCAUGCAACAAGAGCUGCCAAUUUCCUAGCAGUGAUGGUUUCAGAGGCUGAGCAAGUACUAAAUGAUGUUUUUAAAUCUAUUUCUGAACUCAAGGAACUAUUAGCCUUUUCCGCUGAACAGCAAGAAGUAGGAAUGAAAAGAAGCCUUGUAUCAGCACAAGUCAUGUCCAAGACAUCGAUUGAUUUCUUCAAAGAUAUCAAGGCUCAUGCGUAUAGUCUCAUCAAACAUAUGGAGCAAAGCCAAGCAGAAUGCUCCUCCCAGCUCCUUAAAUUCGAAGAGGAUUUUAAGGAACUCUCUGUUCAAGAGGAACAAGCUGCUCUUGAUAAAAUUACUGAAAUUUUAGCAGGAUUGACUGCCAAAAAAUCUACAAUGGUUUCAGACCGUGUAGGACAACUGAAUGGGAAACACAAGGAAGAGCAGAAACAUCUUAAAUUGCAAAUGUCCAGCCUACAAGAAGUUUCAGACAGUGGAGUAAAGGAGGCUGUGGCUUAUGCUGCAAAGGUAGAGAGCCAGUUCAGGGAGGACAAGUUAUCACAUAGUAAAAUCAAAGAUCAAAUGGAAGACAUCUUGCAGCAGAGCUUGAAGAAAACUGCACAUUCUGUUUCUUACUGGUCACAUACCGAAUCAUCCUUAGAACAAUUGAAUAAAAUUUCAGUGGUGGAAGCUGAUGAUUUUAUUGAAGAAACAAGAAACGAAAACGAGAGCAUAUUACAGAACAUGCUGAUGGUUUGUACGCAGAGUGAUGCAAAGUUCGAUGCCAUUACAUCCGACAUGUUGACUUCUGUCAAGGAUUCUCAUCUACUGGAUCAUGAAGCUAGAAUGAGAAUAGAGACUGUGUUCUCCACUUCUUUAGACCGUUUGGAAAUACUAAAGACAAAACACAGUCAAGGAACAGAAUCUAUAAGAGGCAUGGCAACCAAAUAUCUUGAAAGGGAUUAUAAGGUGAAUAGUCCAGUUCGGCGUCGUCCAGGAGAGCUAAUGACUAAUGAAUACAGCUUGGAAUCAAUCGAGCAACUGAGAGCCUCUGUGCCAGAGCUGGUAAUGAAAUUCAGAUCAGAGAACAAUUUGGAUGAAGUGGAAGACAAAGGAAAGCGAUACUUGGAUCAUGGGAUACGUACCCCAAGAAGUCCUCUCAUGCCAGUGAAUCACUAUCAUCAGUGAUAGGAGAGGAGCAAAUUGUAAAAUUAUUCAAAUGCUGUAAAGAUGGCAAUAUCUCUUGACGAUUAUCACCCUCUUAAUUUAACGUGUAUCUGCCAGCAACCUGAUUCUGCAUGCAGAGUCUCCGAUCUUAGGUAGUUAAGAUCAGAAACCUAGAUGCCAAAUGAUAUGUAUGAUGUAAAAACCAACCUUUCUUGUUGGUGCAAUUGCUUUCCAAGAUUUUAUGCAGUCGAAUUUAUUAGUAAUGAUUUUUUUUGUAUAUAUAUGCAUGGAAACU